Molecule: messenger RNA, 2599 nt
Organism: Emys orbicularis (European pond turtle)
Lineage: Eukaryota; Metazoa; Chordata; Testudines; Emydidae
Gene: C1D
Product: C1D nuclear receptor corepressor
Exons: 5
Coding region: 244-690 (148 amino acids)
Biological process (GO): maturation of 5.8S rRNA; regulation of gene expression
Cellular component (GO): exosome (RNase complex); nucleolus
Molecular function (GO): RNA binding; DNA binding
Source: RefSeq, a predicted model, not a curated record
UGCUGCGGAGCUCCGCCCGGGCCUUCCUGACACGUCAUCCACCCGCGCCCGUGUUCGGGCCGGACCCCAGGGCUCCCCUUCUGGCCUGGGCCGCACCCCCACCCCCACCCCAGCGCCCUCGCGGUAACCGUUUUAUUUUCCGUCCAAGCCCCGAGUAGCAACGUUUGGCGCCUUGGGAGUUCAUCAGUAAUUACUGCGAGACACAACUUGGUUGGCGUUUAGGACAGGACGUAAAGCUGGCAAAUGGAGAUGGCAGAGGAAGAUAAUAGUGGGGAAGAAUACCCAAAUGAAAUUCAUGAUUAUCUGUCAGCAUUUGAAAAGUCUCUUGGUUCUGUAGAUGACAUGCUGAAGACUAUGAUGUCUGUUUCUAGGAGUGAGCUUCUUGAAAAGUUGGACCCUCUUGAACAAGCAAAAUUGGAUUUGGUUUCUGCAUACACGUUAAAUUCGAUGUUUUGGGUUUACCUGGCCACUCAAGGAAUCAAUCCCAAGGAACAUCCAGUGAAACAAGAGCUGGAGAGAAUAAGAACAUACAUGAACAGAGUCAAAGAAAUAACUGACAAGAAAAUGGCGUCCAAACUGGAUAAAGGAGCUGCAGCAAGAUUUGUUAGAAAUGCAUUAUGGGAACCAAAACCUGAAAAUAAUCCUAAAGUGAAAGCUUCUGCUAAGGCAAAAAAGAGAAAAAUGAACUAGUUUUUUAUUUUCUUUUGGUUGUAUUUUUGUUUCAGGUAGGGAGAUAAUUUAAAAAAUAAUUUUCUAGUUGUGUUUUGUAUAUAUUUUGCAUCACAUAAAUGAUGAAGUAAAACAACAAUUCGGUGAAUAUAUCUUUAGCAAAGAUCUAAACUGUAGGGUCACGUUGAACAGCUUCUACUGAGAUCACACCUGUAUAUACACAUGUAUAUCUGAAAGUGAAAGUUGGUCCUUGGAGAUUAACUUUAAAGCUUGGCUCUUUAAAUGAGAACAAACUAAUCAUUUUUGCCAGCUCUUUGUAAUAAUGUGCUAUUUCAUGAUUUGCUUCUAAUUCUAAUAAUUUUUUGGGGUAAUUCUGGCUGGUUGGAACUCUAUUUUCUUAGUUACUGCUAAAUUUAUUAAAUAUUCAAACAGUCACAAGCGAUGGACAUCUAGUCUGUGUGAAUUGUUUUCGUAGGAGCCACUGGUUUUCAAGUUCAUCUGUGUAUGUAAUGCUUAAUUUGUAGGGCAUACUAUCCUUUGUAUUGCUUGUAUUAAAUAUACAUGAUGCCUCUUUUUUUUUUUUUCCCCCCCCCCCAAUCUCUCGAGUUGAAUUAAGAGCUGUUUAUGGUCUUUAAUGUUUCCAUGGCCUUUAAGUAUGGAUGAGAGCUUAGUGGUGGCACUGCGAGAUGGACAGUUUAGCAGGGAUUCUCUCUGGGAAUGGUGUGUUUUGCUGUUCCCUUUGAUACUGAGUGUGGAAAGUAUUCUCUAGUACGGUAAAAAGUAUUGAAAUACUGGGCAAAUACCCUGUUUCAGAUAUGAUUAAUUUGUACUCUUUUUAAGGAGCGUAUGCAUUCUUAAUCUGUUGGGAAUUUGUUCAGGAGAACCUGUUUAGUUCAUGUUUCAGUACACUGCAAGCUCACAAAUUAAUAAUACAAAUUUGUUUUUUUUGGUGAAGAAAGUCUGCUGUUGGUGGAGAAGGUUUGCUGUGUUGAGGGUGGCGAGAAAAUGCCUGUGAUUAGGCGUGCUCUGAUUUGAAAGGUGGAAGUGCUGGUAUUAGUGAUGGGAUGAAUAUAAGUGAAGUGUCACUACCUGCUUGUAAAUGGAGAACCCAGUAUCAGACAUACUGGGUUAAAUUUACUGUUGCCCUGCACCUUGUAUAAUUAAGACCUCAAUCUUGCAAUGUACAAUGUACAGGCAUUAGGGGCAUUCCUGCACAGAGUCCAUUGCCUUAAGUGGGGGCUUCUUGGGCAUACAGGAGUCUGCCCUUACGUUGUAAAUUGCAGGAUUGGGGCCUCGAACUGGGGCAAAGUGAGUGUCAAAUUCUAUCAAAUCAGAAUGGGUAGCAUUUUACACUUGCUUUUUACCAGUGUAAAUGACAAUGCAAGGUACAGUGCAAUGGUGAAUUGGGCUCACUGAACCAAUCCUAACAAUCUGAGAUUCACCUGUAAUUUGCAUUAGGUCUCUCACCUGUUAAUGUGAAUGAACAAGAUUCUACUGAAUUGUUCAUUUGGAGUUGAGAUACAUUGAAUUUCUCUGUUACACAUAAUUGAAAGCUAUUGGAUAUGAUAUGGAAAGUUAUUGUUCACCUAGUUAUUCUGAAGAAUUACACCACCAUGUGCUUACAUAUAGUCUAGACUGAGUAGAAUGAGAUGCUGUAACUGAAGCUACAUCACCGUUGACCAUUCAGAAAUGUAUUUUUAAAGAGAUGUUUUGAUAAACUGUCCAGUUGUUUAUUAAGCACAAAUGUUAAUAGCUUUGUAUGUUUAGAAAAUGGCUCUGUGAUUGUUAUGAUGAAGAAUAAACAAGCCUAAGCUAAUAUGUAAAUAUAUUUUACGCUGAUUUCUGGAAUAAUUGCUACUCUUUGUUCUAACAAAGGAUUUUCCUCCUCCAAAUGCUCAUUCGCAGGCAUAAUUUUACUGCCACAAGUAGU